Cololabis saira (Pacific saury) is the source of this 3679-nucleotide messenger RNA. RefSeq names its product zinc finger protein 598 (gene znf598). Gene Ontology annotation, biological process: rescue of stalled cytosolic ribosome; protein ubiquitination. The record is from RefSeq and is a predicted model, not a curated record. Gene Ontology annotation, molecular function: ribosome binding; ubiquitin protein ligase activity. Bases 150 to 2936 code for a protein of 928 amino acids. The transcript is spliced from 12 exons. Lineage: Eukaryota; Metazoa; Chordata; Actinopteri; Beloniformes; Belonidae.
UCGGCGCAUCCACAUGCUUUACAGAUCGCGGCUACUCCCGUCGUUACGUGAGCGUCCGCGGCGCCGUAGCCGGCAGUAGUUCACACUUUCGUAAUUACGUAACACUUCAGCUCCUGUGAUUUUCACAAGAACUAAAACAAAAAAAAAACAUGAAUUCAACAAUGGCAAAAGAGUCCGAGAAGACCUGCGUUUUGUGCUGCCAAGACAUCGACAUCUUCGCCCUGGGGAAAUGCGACCACCCGGUGUGCUACCGCUGCUCCACCAAGAUGAGGGUGCUGUGCGACCAGAAGUACUGCGCCGUCUGCCGGGAGGAGCUCGACAAGGUGGUGUUUGUGAAAAAACUGGAGACCUUUCAGUCUCUGCCCCUUCAUCAGUUCCCCUGCGAGAAGAAGUAUGACAUCUAUUUCCGAAAUGAGAUGCUCUUUGCACAGUACAGACAUCUGCUGUUGUCAGAGUGUAUCCGUUGUCCAGAGCCCAAGGUUUUCUCCAGGUUCGAGGAGCUGGAGCAACACAUGAGGAAGCAGCAUGAGCUCUUUUGUUGCAAACUCUGUUCAAAACAUCUGAAGAUCUUCUCCCACGAGCGAAAGUGGUACAAUCGUAAGGAACUGGCACGCCACAGGGCACACGGAGACCCAGAUGACACCAGUCACAGAGGACACCCGCUCUGCAAGUUCUGCGAUGACCGUUACCUUGACAACGAUGAGCUGCUUAAGCAUUUGCGCAGGGACCAUUACUUCUGCCAUUUCUGUGAUGCAGACGGUUCUCAGGAAUACUACAGUGAUUAUCAAUAUCUGAGCGAGCACUUUAGAGAGAGUCACUAUCUGUGCGAGGAGGGCCGCUGUGCCACAGAACAGUUCACCCAUGCAUUCCGUACCGAGAUCGACUACAAGGCCCACAAGGCCGCUGCACACAGUAAGAACCGAGCAGAAGCUCGACAAAACCGCCACAUCGACCUGCAGUUUACCUACGCCCCGAGGCAGCAGAGGAGGAAUGACGCCAUGGUCACAGGCGAGGACUACGAGGAAGGACGCCAGAAUCGAGGAGGGAGAGGAAGGACGCAGGGAGGACAGAAGAGCUGGAGGUACUCCCGAGAACGAGAGGAAGAGGACCGGCAGGUGGAAGCUGCUUUAAGGGCUUCCAUGACGAUGAGUAGACAGGCAGAGAGAGGUACAUUGCAGGAGAGAAGCACUCCUAAGCACAGCAGAGAAGAGAGGACGGAUAGAACAGAACCGGAUGAACCAAAACACAAGACAGGACCUGUGAAAACAGCUAAACCUCCAGUUAGAACAAUGAAGAGCACUAAUCCAGGGGAUGAAGAUGACUUCCCAGCUUUGGGAGCCAUAGCUGCAGCACCAAUUGUAAAGCCGGCUCCUGUAGUGGCGGCAGCAGCUCCUGCAGCUCUGAAGGAAGACGACUUCCCUAGUCUUUCAACUACUGCAGUUACAACCCCGAUGACCCCGGCUUACUCUUCCCAGUCUAAGAGGACCUCCUCUUUUCACGACGAGGAUUUUCCUGCUCUCGUCUCCAAAGUCCGGCCGUUCAAACCCGCAGCAGGCACCAACUCUGCCUGGUCCAACCAUAGUGCUGUCGCUAAACCUGUCAAUCAUCCUACUCCUUCCUCCAGACCUGCCCCUCCUCUUUCAUCUGCGUCGUCUGGCCCUCAGCUUCUCUCCUCAUCAGCCUCAUCAUCUUCACGCAGGAAAAAGAAGGUCGGGGAGAGUGCCAAAGCAGCAUCUCGUCUCUCUCCUCUCGCUUCUGACGAUGAGGAUGGAGGAAAAACGCAGCAGGAGUUCCGCUCAGUGCCGACCAUGUUGGAUAUCUCCUCCCUGCUCACUGUUAAAGGAGGCAACAACAAGCCCCCGACAGUGACCUCCCACUCUUCCAAUCCGACUCCCAACACAGACCCCCCCCCCUCUAAAGCCAGUAAGAAGAAAAAGCAGAAGAACACGCCUGCUUCCUCCACAUCUGUGUCCACAGUGUCGGGGAUGGCGACGGCGGCUGUAAACACAAUCUCAGUGGAAACGGCGGCACAAAAGGAAAACGUCCCUGAGAAAACUUGGAACAAACCACUUUCCAGUGCUGUGACGACAGCGGCGGUGGCGGCGGGUGGGUUAGCCAACGGCUACGCUGACACAUUUGCACCAGUUGGCAAAGAUUCACCCGCGGCGAGCCCACAACCCAGUACGGACCCCGCUCCCGAGCAAGAGGAAGACUUCCCUGCACUCAUGACCAAGAAACCACCCCCAGGUUUCAAGACCUCUUUCCCGAUGAAGGCGACGGCUGCUCCGACCGCUGCUCCUCCUCCUCCUCCUCCUCCUGGCCUGACCAUCCCCGCCCCCAAACCGCCCCCGGGGUUCACUGGAAUCCCCCUCAACAGCAACGUGGUGGAGCCUGCACCCAACGCAGUCAACCUCCCGCCCAAAGUGACGAGCAGUGGUUACCUGGUGCCAGAGGACUUCCAGCAGAGGAACCUGGUGCUCAUCCAGUCCAUCAGAAAUUAUCUCAACAAUGACGAGUCAAAGUUCAACCAGUUCAAAAACUACUCUGCACAGUUCAGACAGAGUGUGAUAUCUGCAGCCCAGUACCACCGCAGCUGUAAGGACCUGCUCGGAGAGGACUUUAACCGCAUCUUCAACGAACUCCUGGUACUCCUACCGGACACUGGCAAGCAGCAGGAGCUCCUGGCUGCCCACGGAGACUGCAAGGCUCUGGAGAAGCAGUCGGGUGCCGGAGGAGGAAAGAAAAAUAAGAACAAGAAGAACGCCUGGCAGACGCCCGCUACCGCUGCAAACACAGCGGCCGACUUGGACUGCCAGGUGUGCCCCACGUGCAGACAGGUACUGGCCCCCAAAGACUUCAACUCCCACAAAACUCUGCACAUCAGGGACAGCGAGGAAUUCCCUUCCUUGCAGUCGAUUAGCCGUAUCAUCAGCUAACCCCCCACCCACACUUCUUCUGCUCUGUUUGCCUUUGUGGGGCAGAAUGGCUUCGCCCCUGCAGCAGCCAGUGUGGGAAAACAGCAGCCUGUUUCCUGUUUGACCAUGUCCCAGAGGAGCCUCAGGCCUGUCUCUCAGAAUGAAGGAAAAUGGUUGGGAUUAUAUUGAUUUGGUUCUAUAAAUGGUUGGUACAGUUCAGGAAGAAGGAUGCUUUAUCUUAAUUCUUGUUUAAACUCGCAUCCUGAGGAUGCCCCUCGUCGUUGCUUGCACCGGCAACCUCUAAUCAGAACUCUCACUUCAGUGAAAGUGGAGAAGAUUGCAUCGCUCCCUGUCAUUUAAGUCAAAAUUAUAUAUGUACUUUGCUUUCGGUUUCAAAUUGACAGAGGACACACUGUCUCGUUAAGAUCAGAGUUAAAGUAUGUGUGACUUAACUGGUGCUGCUUGGGUAAAUAACGCAAGAGUUCAUUUCAAAUACUCUGCACAAUAUUUAUUUAAGUGUAGAAUUUUUUUUUCAUUCAUGAGGAAGGCCUGUUAAUGUGAGUGAAUGGAUUAUUAGUUUAUGUCACAGUAAGCUGCUUUACAAUUUAGAACAACUUUCAGUUUUUAAUAAUGUUUUAAUAGACAUAAUCUUUUUGUCUAAAUCACUCACUGAAUUUGGCGUAUUUGUUGGACUGGUUCAUCAGGGCUGCUGUGUUGCACAGCGUUUCAAAUGGAAACUUAAAAAUAAACAAUGAAAGAAUGUC